CUCACGCUGGCAGAGAAUGCAGGGGAGAGCAGCGUCUCGUAGGAAUGCAGACUAACGACGUUACCUGUUUUUUUCUCUCCUAAACAGACACAAGCACCUUUGCCGAUACGGAAACCUCAACCAAAACCACAUCACACGGAAGAGGAGCACCCAGGAGUUUGGACACUUUCCCCACUGCACCUUUCACGCUUUUUUGCUUGAUAAAGCAUACUCCGGGGUUGGUUGUUUGCAAUUCUGUGCACGUCUCGUUUCUCUCGCCACACAGCGUGUGUCAAGUAAAUCAGAUAUCUAUCUCCAAAAUAACAGGCAUCAUGGAUCCAAAACAAAUGUGGGGUUAUGUCAAGUCUCCUCCGAUAACAAAUGUGGCUUGCCUUGUGAUUACAAAAUUACUCUGCAUGGCUUUUCCCAUCGCUCAGAUUGCCAUAGGUGCAGUAUAUCUCCAAGACUGUCCCCGACAGCACUACAUCCCCAUAUAUUUGCUUGUGUCUGGGGUAUUUGCUGUAUUUUUGGGCUUGUUGACUUGUCUGCCAUGUGCUAAAGAGACCGAAGAGGAAGGUCCUAACAAGCUCCGCAAUAUCUGUGGCUAUUGGAAUUCUCUGGUUUCUACAUUCAUUUUCUGCUGGGUGAUCUGUGGGAGUGUGUGGAUUUACUCUAUUUACCCUCCUAACUACAACCAAACCCUGGCUGGAGACCUCUACUGCAAUAAGACCCUCUACCUGUUUGCCUUCUGGACCACCACACUGGGAUAUAUUCUAUUAGCUUUAGGUUUCUCUUCCCCUGUCGCUAACUUGGGGGUGCAGUAA
Messenger RNA from Triplophysa dalaica, 803 nucleotides. RefSeq names its product transmembrane protein 272-like. The record is from RefSeq and is a predicted model, not a curated record. The transcript has 6 exons. NCBI's taxonomy places the organism in Eukaryota, Metazoa, Chordata, Actinopteri, Cypriniformes, Nemacheilidae. Bases 312 to 803 code for a protein of 163 amino acids.